AUGGCGUUCCACUCCACCACUCAGAUGAAGUGCGAACUUACCUCCGAGAGCAAUUUUUUGAUGAGAGAGUCGCCCAAUCUCACACCUCUGUAUUAUUGGUUUUGGGGAAUGAUCGGGGCUCGUGUAUAUCAUGAAAAUAAACCGAAGUAUUUGGUGGGGUUAAGAGCAAGAAUUGAACAUGCGUCUGCACGAGUGACGCUCGAAGAAGUUAAACAUGCCGUGUCUCACAUCUCAUACCACCCCCAACUUGUUAUAGAAGAAAGGGGCGAUUUUUUCGACAUAUUUUGUAAUGCACAGUUCCCGAGUUCCCGUCAACCUUGUGUUCUACUUGAACCCAAAUUGCACGAAAUUAGCGAAAUAGGCUCAUUUGCAAACAAAUUUGGCCCUUCGAGAGACUCACCUGCAACCCAGCUGAAUCUAUCGCAGGCUCAGUCCCUGGGUUUCCGUCAACAGUAUGUUCUAAUUGAACCCAAAUUGUACAAAAUCAGCGAAAUGCACUCAUUUGUAAACAAAUUUGGUGUUGCGAGAGAUUCACCUUUCGUUUAUAAUGUUUUGGGGUUUUGUGCAACAGGCGUUGUCAAAUUGCUAAAUACUCACUUUCUGGCGUUUUGGAAUUCAUAUUUUAUGUUCGACUAG
Molecule: messenger RNA, 636 nt
Organism: Opisthorchis viverrini
Lineage: Eukaryota; Metazoa; Platyhelminthes; Trematoda; Opisthorchiida; Opisthorchiidae
Exons: 4
Coding region: 1-636 (211 amino acids)
Molecular function (GO): nucleic acid binding
Source: RefSeq, a predicted model, not a curated record